Molecule: messenger RNA, 1314 nt
Organism: Oikopleura dioica
Lineage: Eukaryota; Metazoa; Chordata; Appendicularia; Copelata; Oikopleuridae
Source: the annotation of a GenBank genome assembly
AUGAUCGUCAACGCUUUGUCGAAGAGGACGUUUAAACAUUUAGCGUCCCUCGAAGGCCUAAUUGGCAAGGCAAAUGUUUCUGCUGGACAAUCAACUUUAUAUCUACAUUCGCACGACGAGUCCUAUCAUCGCACAAGAGCGCCCGAUGCUGUUGUUUUCCCAACGUGCACAGAGGACGUGGCCAAAGUCGCAAAAUAUUGCUAUGAUAACGAACUGCCGAUCAUUCCCUUCGGGCUUGGUUCUGGAUUUGAAGGUGGAAUAACAGCUCCUGCAGGCGGAGUUUCCGUGGAUACAGGAUUAAUCUUUCCUAUUGAUCCUGGAGCGGAUGCAACAAUAGGAGGCAUGUGCUCCACAUCCGCUUCAGGAACGGCAGCAGUUCGAUACGGAACAAUGAAAGAAAACACCAUCAAUUUAGAGGUUGUUCUUUCCGAUGGGCGAAUAAUUCAUACUGGUGGCCCUGGUCGUCACUUCCAGAAGUCUUCGGCUGGUUUCAACCUUACAGAACUCCUUGUCGGCUCAGAAGGAACUCUCGGAAUUAUAACACAGGCAACUGUUCGACUUCAUGCUGCCCCAGAAUAUCUUCAUGCUCUCAUAGCAACGUUUGAGACAAUCGAAGAUUCGCUGGCUUGUGCUAAUCUUGUGUUACAAAAUGGUGUCCCUGUUGGGAGAAUGGAGUUCGUAGAUCCCAAGUCGAUAGAUGUUAUUAAUAAGCACUCGAAUUUGGAAAACGAUGUCAAACCGACUCUCUUCUUUGAACUCAUCGGAAGUCCUGCCUCAGUCCAAGAACAACUAGAAACUGUGAAGUGGUGUCUAGAAGAAAAUAAUGUUUUGUCGAUGAAAGAAACAGCGGAUCCUGAAGAAAGAAAGACUCUUUGGAAAGCCCGACACAUGGCGUAUUAUGCAACCUUGGGCCAAUGCCGUCCUGGACAACAAGGAUAUUCCACCGAUGCAUGUGUUCCGCAAUCAAAGCUCACAGAAAUGAUUCUCUCAGCAAAGGAGUACAUUGCGGAAUCGAAAUUUUCCAAAGACACCGCCAUAAUAAUAGGCCACGUUGGCGAUGGUAACUUUCACAUAUUCACGGGAGUUGAUCCUUCUAGCGAAGAAGAGAUUCAGGACAUACGAGAACUAGCUAGGAAAGUUGCCAAUAAGGCGCUUGAACUUGGCGGUACUUGUACGGGCGAGCACGGAAUCGGACUCGGCAAAAAGCAAUUUCUUGUUGACGAAAAAGGCCACGAUGUCGUAGAAUUGAUGAAAUCAAUCAAAAACGUAUUUGAUCCGAAGAAUAUUAUGAACCCCGGAAAGAUAUUCUUUUAA